This is a messenger RNA of Echinostoma caproni, 984 nucleotides long. NCBI's taxonomy places the organism in Eukaryota, Metazoa, Platyhelminthes, Trematoda, Plagiorchiida, Echinostomatidae. The record is from the annotation of a GenBank genome assembly.
AUGGAAUCGGCAGUGGGGAAUAAAACUAAACAGCCAUCCAUCCCUCUUUUCUGUUUUACAGAUGCAGCUCGAUUUGAAACGAUCGCCGUAAAGUUGCGCUUGGAAAACAUGGUUGUGGAUGAAGAAUAUGAGAACAGGCAUUUACUGGGCCAGGAGAACCUGGUGUGUAAAGUUGCGAAAUUUCAAUGGUUAAUCGACCCGGUUAUAGCUCCGGAUGUUGGAUUUCCGUCCUCUUACUUUGGUGGGAAAACACCUCCGCCACGAGAAGGCACCAUUUUGCUCGUUCGUUACUUUGUUCUCUCCUACUAUUCUCUUUUUUGCACCCCACCCCGAUCCCCGAUCCACAUGAACUCACAGUUUAUGGAAUUUUUGUCACAAUUCGACCCAGUUCUGAAUCGCGAUGUCCUACUUUGUAUCGACAUACCUCAUUCCGAGAUGGUGCAAUCGAUCUCGGAUAUUGUUCAGCUGAAUCUGAUACAAGGGGACUGCAAAAGUGACAAAACUCGGUUAGCCUGGUACACGUAUUUGUCCGACAAUGUGAUCCCCACUUUCAAUCAUUGGUUGGCUGAGAAUAUGAAUUCGGCCGAAAUUUCGUUUAACGCCACCAGGCUGCUGGGUGUGCUGAAGUACAAUGUUAAAUCGGCAUCAGAAGCCUUCUUGUCCACCACCUACACGUUGAAAAUCACAAUCACGUUCGAUUUCAAUGUGCUAUUCACGAACAAUUUGUGGUUCAGCGAUCCGACCACUACCACGGGGUUCAGCAAACUGCUGAAUGAUUACCGAAUUACUGAUGACGGUGGAGUUUCAGCUCAAUGGAGGCGGAGCAUAACGGUUGUUCUGCAAAUAUUUGAAUUGGAUUUUCGCUUCAUCAUCAAAAAACAGGAUGAGGAGGAGAUUUAUAGAGAGGAGGCUGAAGAUAUGGAGAGCAAACAGACUGCAGAUUUGCGUGCUCGCCAUAUUGUUCAGAGACUGUACGAUUUGUAA